AUGAUUACUAUAUUAACAACAUUCCUAAUUUUCAUAUCAUUUGCUAAUGCUAACCUAUUCAACUUUUUCAAUAAUUUUGGAGGGCAAGAUGGUGGACACAAUAACCAAGAGGGUCAAGUGCAGACACCAGAAGAAUAUGAGAAUGGUAAAUUGAAUACUAGAUGUAAUAGAUACUUAUGUGAAGACACCGGAAUUUGUGUUGACGCUCCUAAAUUCUGUCCAUGUCCUUAUCCAUCAUCUCAAUUGAGGUGCUUUUUACCGGAUGGGAGAUACCUUUGCAUAUCGAAACCUAGUGGGAACCAUGAUGGGAAGUAUGAUGACCCUAACAGUAACUGGAAAGUUGAUGCAAAGGAUAAUAACAUCAGAGAUUGUGGUUGGGUAUCUAGAGCAUGGAGGGGCCUUGUAUGA
This is a messenger RNA of Scheffersomyces amazonensis, 408 nucleotides long. RefSeq lists its product as uncharacterized. Lineage: Eukaryota; Fungi; Ascomycota; Pichiomycetes; Serinales; Debaryomycetaceae. The record is from RefSeq and is a predicted model, not a curated record. The transcript has a single exon. Bases 1 to 408 code for a protein of 135 amino acids.